AUGUCUACUACCACGGAGUCCGCUCCGGCUCCGGCUCCCGCCCAGGCUGAGGUCUCCAACAUAUCUAUCAACGUUGAGUUCACAGGCGGCUUGGAGAUGCUAUUUUCAGAUCAGCGUCGCCAUUCUAUCUCCUUACCAGCUACGAACGGAGAUGGCAAGCCGACAACUAUCGCCGAUUUGAUCCAUCACCUAUGUGAACACACUAUGAAGGAUGCCCGCAAGGACCUCUUCGUUCUCCAAGAUCACCUCCGUCCUGGUAUCCUCGUCCUGAUCAACGACGCAGACUGGGAACUAGAGGGUGAAGAGGCUUAUGAGAUACAAGCAGGGGAUAAUAUCCUAUUUGUCUCUACGCUGCAUGGCGGGUAG
Messenger RNA from Daldinia caldariorum, 366 nucleotides. RefSeq names its product ubiquitin related modifier 1. Lineage: Eukaryota; Fungi; Ascomycota; Sordariomycetes; Xylariales; Hypoxylaceae. Gene Ontology annotation, biological process: tRNA thio-modification; protein urmylation. Gene Ontology annotation, cellular component: cytoplasm; nucleus. The record is from RefSeq and is a predicted model, not a curated record. Gene Ontology annotation, molecular function: protein tag activity. The transcript has 3 exons. Bases 1 to 366 code for a protein of 121 amino acids.